GAAACCACGCUGGGGAGAAAUUACGCGCCGGUGCGCAUUAACGCGUCAGCCAGCUCCAAACAGAACAAGUUCAAACUUUGAACAGCUUAAUACAUGUAGUUUUAGAAGUUAGGAAGCCGAGAGUCUGAUUAUUUAUCAGGUGUUCCGUCCAAGUACGCGAAUAUUGUAUAUAUUGUAAGCUGAAGACUGAUCGUUUUUUGGAUAUUUUCGACAUGGACCCGUGCAUGGAGUGGUAGGAAGAGCUUAGGUUAGCAGAUAUAUAUGGAUUAACAGAAAUAUAUGUGUCAUGUCGGAGGUAAAUAAUUCAGAAGAGCCUGACAAAGACCCUGAAAGUGAGGAAUGUCCUGCAGAAGAUUCAUUCGGCUUUGGAGAUGAUCUGGAGUUAAAUCAGUUCGAUGGGUUGCCCUUUUCCUCACGUUACUACAAAUUACUAAAAGAGAGGAAGACUCUACCUGUUUGGAAAGCCAGGUGCGAGUUUGAAGAUGCUCUGGUAAACAACCAGCUGCUUAUUGUGUCCGGCACAGCAAAGACUGGGAGGAGUACACAGGUCCCUCAGUGGUGCGCGGAGUUCUGUCUGUCUGCCCAGUACCGGCACGGCAUGGUUGUGUGCACACAGACAAACAGACAGCAGGCUGUAGAUCUGGCCUUACGCGUGGCUGACGAGAUGGACGUCAACAUAGGCCAUGAAGUGGGCUACACCAUCCCUCUGGAGACCUGCUGCUCCUCUGAAACCGUUCUGAGGUACUGCACUGAUGAUAUGCUGCUGAGGGAGAUGAUGUCAGACCCUUUUCUGGAGCACUACGGGGUCAUUAUCAUUGACCAGGCCCAUGAGAGGACAGUUAGCACAGACAUAUUGCUGGGCCUCCUCAAGGACAUCCUGCUACAGAGGCCUGACCUCAGAGUGGUGGUCCUCGCCAUUCCACCCAUGACUGCCAAGCUGCUGAGCCACUACGGCCAUAUCCCACUCAUCAGCCUGGAGCCCUCUUCUCCUGCCAGGGUGGUCCACAGCAACAGCGGCAACAAAGACUACUUCUACUCCGCACUGAGACUGGUGCUGGAGAUCCAUCGAACCAAAGAGGACGGCGAUGUUGUUGUGUUUUUUGCCUCAGCUCAGGAGGUUCAUUGUGCCCAGAGCAUCCUACAGAGAGAAGGCACCAGGCUUGGAGCAGAGCUUGGCCAGAUGGUGCCUCUGGUUCUGUGCCCAGGCCAUGGAGGGCCACCUCCUGUCCCAACUGUGCAACCCGAUUCCAAGAGGUCCAGGAGGGUUUUCCUCUCUACCCAAAAGGAUGAGGAUAUGUGGUGGGCUACAGAGUCUAUCAGCUUUGUCAUUGAUACAGGAGUCCAGAAAAAGAUGGUAUACAAUCCAAGGAUAAGAGCUAACUCUGAGGUACUUCGACCGAUCAGUCAAUGUCAGGCAGACCUACGUAAGCAGCUGUCUGGACCAGCAAGUAAAUGUUUCUGCCUGUAUCCAGAGGACAACCAGCUUCCUGCAGAAAACUCCCCACAGAUCAUGGAGUCCAACAUUACACCAACAGUUCUAUUCUUAAAAAGGAUGGAAAUAGCCGGCCUUGGACAGUGUGAUUUCAUCGACAGACCAGAUCCUGAGGGUCUCAUGCAGGCGUUGGAGGAGCUGGAUUACCUCGCAGCUUUAGAUGACGAUGGCAACUUGUCUGAGAUUGGCAUCAUAAUGUCUGAAAUCCCUCUGGACCCUCAGAUGGCCAAAGCGCUCUUAGCAUCCUGCGAGUUUGACUGUGUGUGUGAGAUGCUGACGAUAGCAGCAAUGCUGACAGCGCCAAGCUGCUUUCUAGAGCCACCUGCUGGCACAACCCACGAGGCAGUUCAGUGUCACAGAAAGUUCCAGCACCCUGAAGGCGAUCACUUCACUCUCAUAAACAUCUACAAUGCCUUCAAGCGAAGCCAGAGAGAACAGUACUUCAGUGCUGAAAAGUGGUGCCAGGACUAUUUCCUAGAUUACUCCGCCCUGAAGACAGCUGAGGCCAUCCGAUCAGAGUUGAACGACACUUUGAACAGGAUCGAGCUCCCCAUCUCUGAGCCCUCGUUCGGAACCAAAACCAACACCCACAACAUCAAAAGAGCCCUGCUGGCUGGGUUCUUCAUGCAGAUUGCGCGAGAUGUGGAUGGCGCAGGGAACUACUUCAUCCUGACACACAAGCACGUGGCCAACGUGCACCCGCUCUCUGGCUACGGGGCUCAGUCGCACAAGCUGGGGCUGCCAGAGUGGGUCGUUUUCCAUGACUACACCCUGUCAGAGAACAACUGCAUUAGAACAAUCUCUGAAAUUUCCCCUCAAGUAUUCAUUCAAAUAGCACCGCUGUAUUUCUUCUACAACCUGCCCCCUAGCGAAAGCAAAGACAUACUGCAAGACAUGUUGGACCCGGAUGGAAAACGUGAAGACGAGAAACAAAAAGCUGCUACAAUUGGCAACGACGCUGACAGCGGCUGUGCAGUGGUGCAACAGACGCAAGACAGAUGUGUGAUUCAGUGAUGUGAAAAUCUGUGUCACCAAAUGCAUUUCUUGCUUGUAAACCGUAAUAUUAAGUUAUUACAUUGCUUUAAAAGUCGUUUUGGAUGGUCACGUGUACUCAAGCAAAGAAGGUCAACUCUCCUACUGGGUGGAAGUGUUGCCUUGUGAAAUGGUAUGCUGCCAUGUGCAAGCAUCUGAAGGUUUUAUUUUCAGCCUUUUACCAGCUCUGGUUUACCCUAAAGUCUGUCUGGAAAUGCGAGUACUGUGACAGCUGUUUAGAUUUUUCGACUUUAAUGAGCAGCACAGGGGCUGCAGGUGGAUGUACUGCAGUACAAAAAAAAACAUCCAAUCACACCUCCUGUGCACAUAACUACAAAAAAAAGCAUAUUCAAAGAGAUGGUCUAACGCUUUGAUGCGUGUACAAGUUACUUCAGUCUGUUUCCCUUGUUUCCAAGCUGUUCUUUUCAGAUAUGUUGGUUCUCUCCAGGUGACCAUGGUAUGUAAAGAUUUUGAAACAUGAAACAGUAUGUAUGGUUUGAUAUGCUGUCAGAUUAAGAAACUAAAUGACUGUCAAAGCAUGCAGAUAUAUAAUGCAUUUAUUAUUAAUCAGUGGCAAGAAAUCUACAGAGAUAUCAUUCCUGAAUUUUCCCCGGGAGAAGACUCUUCUCCCGAAUGUGUCAACUAUCCAGAUCAAAUUUGUGAAAAUGUACUUUCUACCAAGUUAUGUCAUCAAGGGCAUACACCGUAAUCAAGAGUUCACUCAUUAAUUUAACUUAAUGGCAAUGAUACAACCCUCCCUCUACAAUCUGCUGAAAGUGGACUCCAAGUUCACAGAUCAGAUGCUGAGAUUAACACAAAAGAUUCAUCAUAUUCAGUUGUCUUGGUUCAUAACUUUGUAAUAAAGUGAGCCUUUUUAAAAAGA
Molecule: messenger RNA, 3407 nt
Organism: Larimichthys crocea (large yellow croaker)
Lineage: Eukaryota; Metazoa; Chordata; Actinopteri; Sciaenidae
Gene: dhx32a
Product: DEAH (Asp-Glu-Ala-His) box polypeptide 32a
Exons: 11
Coding region: 287-2506 (739 amino acids)
Cellular component (GO): spliceosomal complex; intracellular anatomical structure
Molecular function (GO): RNA binding; helicase activity
Source: RefSeq, a predicted model, not a curated record